Dacryopinax primogenitus is the source of this 2313-nucleotide messenger RNA. RefSeq lists its product as uncharacterized. The transcript is spliced from 5 exons. The coding region runs from base 1 to 2313 and encodes 770 amino acids. NCBI's taxonomy places the organism in Eukaryota, Fungi, Basidiomycota, Dacrymycetes, Dacrymycetales, Dacrymycetaceae. The record is from RefSeq and is a predicted model, not a curated record.
AUGCCACCUUUGGUCAUGACAGACAAAGAUGCAUGGGAUGAGGUUGAGACGCAGCUGGCAUUGCAUCCUGAGGAUGGUGAGGAAGCAGAGGUUGGCAUGAGGCUAGAGGGAUGGCUGGAUGCCAUGGAAGAGGUGCAGCAUAGCAGUAUGGAGGCUGGAGCAUGCCUGGACCAACCCCUGCAUAAAGACAAAUACAAACCCACAGAUGAGAUGCAGCUGCAGCCGCAGCUGCAUCAGGAUCCACAGCUGGAACCUCAGCAGUUGCCCCCAGAAUUGCACAUGUCAUAUUUUGAGCCACCUCAGCAACUGCCCAUGUCCAAAGGAGGGGGGGAUGGUACCACUUGCCUCCUGACUGCCACUGUGUCUGCUCCCACCAAAGAAACAGACACAGGUUUGCUGCUACAGACUGAGGGAAGGCUAUUGAGCAGUCGUGGCUGGACAACAAGCAGGACUGCCACCCCAGCCCCGCAAUAUGAAAUCAAUGAAGUAGACCUGGAUGAAAUGCAGUUUGGAGAAGCUCAUGAGCUUGAUGGUAUGGAGCAGGAGGAAGAAGUACCCAACAAGGAAAUUGAAAUCAAUGAGAUUGAGAAGGAUGAAAUCCCACAUACUAGCCUGCCCACAACAGUGUCACCCAUGACUGCCUCAGCUGUGGACUCCAUAUGGGAGACAAUUUGGCAGUCAGCUGCUGCACCUCCUCAAGGGACCAAAGUGCCAGCUAUCUGCAUUCAGUCCCAUCCACCACUGCCUGCAUUAGACGAUCUGCAUGAAUGUCUCCUUGCUGUGAAACAGAGGCUGGCACAGGAAGGGGCAGAGUUUGUUGUGCACAAGACAACUGAGCCAGGAUGUCCAUCUCUCCAGGAGGUGGAGGACUUGUCCUUAUUCACCUCCACUGUCACCAAGCUCUCCAACUUCCUGAAGCACCACUACAGCACAACCCCAACACGUCUUGCUGAUGCCCUGCUGCAUGAUAUUUGUGCUGCUGCAGCUACCCAUUUCUCAAAGAGUUUCAAUGCUUGGAAUGACUGGCAAGCCUGCUGCACAGAACAGCACCCAGACUGGGAUGGUCCCUGGGUGAAGAGUGAAUGGGCACACUUGAAGGAGCAUUGUCUGCCAAUGUCAGCACUCUGGCCACAGCUGUGCAAUGUUCUCCAUUCACAUGCAGUGCUGGUUUCAGGCCAAAACAAGGACCUCUCAGUGCCUGAUAAUGCAGGACGUGCUGCGGCAGCACAUCAUAUGCAAUUUAACAAUUAUGCUCAUGCUGAACAGUUGGAGAUUUCUCAGAUGGAACAGUUUGGGAUUGACAAAGUCAUUUUUUUGGUCUCUCAGAAUUUGCAAGAUGGCCCCCAAUAUGCAUGUUUCAUCUUGUCCACUGGUGCUGCCACUUUCUUUGAUAUUGACACAUGGCCUGGCAGAUGGCAGAAAGCUGUAGAUCUCCAGUCAUACAUGAAGACACUCACCUUGGUGAAGGAGAGUUAUUAUCAGACCAUCUCACUGUCAUCUCUCCCAGACAAUCUUCCCAUUUACUUUGAACUCCCACCUGGCUAUAUCCCAUGGGCUGCCUCUGUUGAGCACACCCAGGUGCAGCCUGGUUCCAGGCAGGAGCUACUGAUGCUGCAGCCCCUGUCCCUGCUGCAGCCCACUAUCAUGCUGCAGCCCACCAGCACACUGCAGCCCACUGCCAUGGGUCAUUUGCCCCUGCCAGCAUUGGAACCCAGCAACCCUGAACCAGAAGCCCUCUCUAGGAAUGCUGUGUUCCCUGUCUCCUCAAUGCCUCCCUCUUCCUCGUUAACCGUCUUCCUCCCUCCUUCCCUCCCUCCUCUGCGUCUGCUUGGGGAAUGGACGAAACUCGGCGUGAGAGAGCGAGAGCGACGCUACUUCGAUUUCGGGGUGCGGAGGAUGCGGGGUUUGAUGUGUCCGAACCGGAGGCGACGAGACCGGGGAGGUUGUCCAUUUUUGGCUUCGGCUUGGACUUCGGUGUGUUCGGCUCAGAAAUCACAACAACCUCCUGUACAAAUGGGCUCAAAUGCGACAGGAGCACCUUGCCCAUGCAUGGCAUACGGCACCGUUGGGCACCCUUUUCCCAGAUUGGCCUUGUCCACCACCGACUGGGGCUUGACGUACUCCAUCCCCUUGCCCAGUCCUAAGGAACCUUCGGAUGACCUAUCCGGAGGAUGUUGCAACGGUCUUCUAGCAUGUGAGGGGAGCCGGAGUGGAGGGAGGGCAAUCACCCGGCUGCCUCUGGUGGAAAGAGCGGAGGAUGAACUCGAAGGCUGGCAACAUAAAACCCACUCGGAUGGAUCACAGGAGUCUUGA